GCAUGCAGGCAGGAUUUAUGCAUGAGUUUAUUUUAUUGGUUAUAACAUGUUGUAAACUAAAUUAAAAUAUAUUGUAAACAUGCCGAAAAAAGCAUUAUUUGAUGAAGACUCCGAAGAGGAAGUUACACUUAAGACCCAAAAUGAAUACGCUAAGAAAUAUGACUCAUGGCGUCAAAAAGAGGAACUUCACAAAUUGGAGCAGAAGUAUGGCCCCAAGGCGUUGAAUUCUGACGCCUCACUGUCUUCGGACAGCGAGGACGACAGCGACGAACCGCCUGAAGUGUCUGAAGAAACGGAAACGCAAUUCCUGAAAACGCUAGCGUUACUAAAAACAAAGGACCCACGGAUCUAUAAUCCUGACUUCAAAUUUUUCGAUAAUGAAAAGAAAGAGGAAGAAAAGAAGCCAGAAGUGAAAUCUUUAAGUUUUGCCGACAGCGACGACGAUGACGACGAUGAUGGAAAUAUAUUCAAAGUGGAGAAGGUGGCUGAAGUCAAAUCAACAGAGAAACCUACUAAACCGGAGAUUAAGACAGAAAAAAUAAAAGAUUUCCUCACAGGUAAGGCUGAGCAUAUCAAUAAUCCGGUAGAAAGAGAUCUAGCUCCUCUAAAGGCCUUGUGGUCUGACCCAAAGCUGAAUGAGGGGGAAGCAUUCCUUAGAGACUACAUCCUGAAUAAGAAGUACCUACAAGAUGGGGAUGCCGGCGAGGCGGGAGACAAGAUUCGUGACGACGCAGACCUGGAAGCUGAUGAGGCCAUUGUGGAGGAACAGGGCAAGUUUGAAAGAGCAUACAAUUUCCGCUUCGAAGAACCAGAUGAAGAAUACUUGAAGAGAUUUCCUCGUACCAUGAACUACAUCAGGCCCAAAGAUGACCGCCGAGCCAGGAAGAGGGCUGAAGUCAGAGAGAGGAAGGAAGAGGAAAAAAAGAAGAAAAUGGACGAAAUUGCAAGAAUGAAAGCUCUCAAGCUGAAAGAGAUUCAAGAAAAAAUUGCCAAAAUUAAAGAGGUAACUGGGAACCAGGAUUUAGCUUUUCGAGAAGAAGAUAUGGAGAGUGACUUUGAUCAGAAUGAACAUGACAAAAGAAUGAAGGAGAUCUUUGAUGAGGAAUAUUAUGGUGAAGUGGACAAUGAGAAGCCUGUGUUCCCAGACCUGGAUGAAGAAUUAGAGAUAGAAAAUUGGGAAAAAUAUGGAGAAGAAUUAACAGCAGAAAAUGAGCCACAUUUUGAAGAUGACGAAUUUAACAUGGAUGCAGAUUACAACCCAAAGCAAGCUCGUUUAAACCUAUUAGAAGAACUACAGCAAAACAUGACCAAGAGACGGAGGAACCGUAAGAAGAAAUCCAAGUUGGCAGAGUUGUUGACAACUGAAAAGCCAAAGUUUGUGCCGACUGUGGCAGACAAGACUUAUUCCCAAUACAUGGAGGAGUACUACAAGAUGGACUGCGAGGAUGUCAUUGGGGGAGAUUUGCCCACUAGGUUCAAGUACAGAGAGGUGGUGCCUAAUGACUAUGGGCUGACUAUUGAAGAGAUCUUGCUAGCAGAUGAUAAGGAGCUGACUCAGUGGGUGCCGCUGAAGAAGAUAGUGAAGCACCAACCGGUGACCGUGGAGAAGGGAGAGGUCAAGGUGUACCGGCAGAAGGCAGCUGACGAGCGCCUUAAGAAGAAAGUCCUGCCAAGCUUGUUCAAGGACCUGCCCGAGGAACCAGAAAUAGUUGUUCCUCUUGAAGCAGCUAAGAAAAAGAAGAAGAAGAAGAAGAAAAAGAACAAAAAUAAAGAAGGAAAUAAUACAAAUAAUGACAGUCAAGAAGAAAUAGAACACAAUGAUCUUAUUACUAGUGAUCCUGGCACUUUACCGACUGAAAGCAGCAGAAAGAAGAAAAAACAGAAACAUGUGGAGGGAAAUGUACCAACGGAAAAUAAUUCGAGUGACAUAGCAAAUGAUAAUGUAGUUUUCAAAAAGAAGAAUAAGAAAAAUAAAAGCAAUUUAAUCAAUGGAGUACAAGGCAGUGAACGUAAUCAGGAUGAACCUAAUAUUAGUAAUGUAACUGAACAAAGUGAGAAUACCUCUGAGAAAAAGAAGAAGAAACAUAGAACAGAGCAAAAUAAUUCUCAAAACAAUGUUGCUAGUGUUUCAGGUACAUCAGAAUGCAAGCAAAACAACCAGAAACUUGACAGUACUAUAGACAGGAACAAUGCAAGUGAAAAUUAUUCUGGGAAUACUAAAAAGAAAAAUAAGAACAAACCAGAUGCAGAACAGAACAAACAGAAGCAUAACUUAAAACGGAAAUUAGAAGAUACUGCAAGUAGUAAUCCAGUACCAAAGAAAAAGAAGAAAAAGAAAAAUAAUUCAGCAGCCAAUGUAAACAAUUUGGAGACAAAUCAGAACAAGAAAGGCUUGAAUGUAUCCAAGAAGAAUAAGCAAAAGCAAUCCAAAGCAUCAGAUAAUCCUUACAGCAAUUUAUCUGAUGAGCGGCUAAAAGCGUAUGGCUUGAACCCUAAGAAAUAUAAAGGAUUUAUGAAAUAUAAAAAGUAUUAAGACUUUGUGCGACUUGGUAUGUUUUGAGUCCAUCAACGUGCUCACUAUAAUAGCGCCGCUGCUAAAUAAUUAUGAUUAACUGAUUAUUUAAACUUAACGAUAGAUAUUUAAAAAAGGGGGCUGCUACGUACUGUAUUUUGUAUUUAAGGUCGUUCCAUCGGUUUGCCGCUGUCACUGUCACAUUUCGCAAGAAAGAACGGGAUAGAUCAUGCGCGCCAAGUGUCAAUUUUGAUCGAUUUGUCGAUUUUUAUUUAUUUUAAAAACGUUACCUUACAAUAUCGAAAUUCGAAAGCCAUGAAAUUACUAUUUAAGUUAAGAUUGUUUUUUCUUCUUUUUUUGUUUAUAGUAUCACAUAAUAAAUAACCGAGUAAAGUUGGAUUAAAAGUCCGAGUUAGAGGUUACUUUGGGAAUUAAUUGUAUCGAGCGAAGUGUCAUAAUUCGUGUAUCGGAAGCUAUGAUAUUAAAGAUAAUAUUGUCAAGAACUACAUAUAUUUUUUCCAUGUCUACGAAUAUCAACGCCUCUCAGAAAAACAUGAUCAUAUAAGGAGAUUUUGAAUACAUCAAACUAGUUUUUACGUUGCUGGAUUAGUCGAUCAAUGAACUCAAAACAAAAACGGUUGUUUUAACUUUGGACGCAUAGAUUGACGAAUCCAGCAACGUAAAAACUAUUACAAUGUAUUCAAAAGGUACUUAAAUACAAAAUACAGUACGUAGCGGGCGGCCCCCCUUUUUAAAUAUCUAUCGUUAAAAUUAAAUAAUCACAAUUAUUUAGCAGUGGCGCUAGUGAGCACGUUG
Cydia strobilella is the source of this 3328-nucleotide messenger RNA. RefSeq names its product protein KRI1 homolog. The transcript is spliced from 3 exons. The record is from RefSeq and is a predicted model, not a curated record. Gene Ontology annotation, cellular component: 90S preribosome; nucleolus. Lineage: Eukaryota; Metazoa; Arthropoda; Insecta; Lepidoptera; Tortricidae. The coding region runs from base 80 to 2533 and encodes 817 amino acids. Gene Ontology annotation, biological process: endonucleolytic cleavage in ITS1 to separate SSU-rRNA from 5.8S rRNA and LSU-rRNA from tricistronic rRNA transcript (SSU-rRNA, 5.8S rRNA, LSU-rRNA).